Magnolia sinica is the source of this 2467-nucleotide messenger RNA. Its product is annotated as probable LRR receptor-like serine/threonine-protein kinase At1g56130. Bases 308 to 2275 code for a protein of 655 amino acids. The record is from RefSeq and is a predicted model, not a curated record. NCBI's taxonomy places the organism in Eukaryota, Viridiplantae, Streptophyta, Magnoliopsida, Magnoliales, Magnoliaceae. Gene Ontology annotation, molecular function: protein binding. The transcript is spliced from 19 exons.
GACGACUUUUACCUUUCAUAUUAAAUCCUGGAAAACGAAAUGGCGCAAAACACCAACUGCAAUCUUUUUUUUCCAUUUGCCAUUUUCUGCUAUUAUUAUAAUAAUAAUACAGCCGGCCAAAUCCCCGUCUGCUACCGGUCAAGCAGAUCCAUCCAUUCCAUUCCGUCGGGCCUGAAUUUUUCAAACAGAGAAAAAGAAACGGUCACUCUCACUCUCGUUCACAGACGAAAAACUGACUACUUUGUAAUGGCUAGAGGCUGUUUGGGUCACCAUAUCACUCAAGUGGAGCUGCCGCUGGUGUUUGGCAAUGGGAUUUCUCAUCUUCUGCUCCCUCUAUCUUUAUCUGAUCCAGCUUGCUGCUGGACAACAGACCACCGACCCUGCUGAAGUGAUGGCUCUGAAGGCUAUGGCCGAGUACUGGAACUUGAAGAGCUGGAAUUUCACUACAAUGGAUCCAUGUGCUGAAAAUGCUCCUUGGAGUGCGGAAGCUGCAAACCCGCGUCUUGCCUGCGAUUGCUCUUCCUUCCCUAACAAUACCUGCCACGUCACCCACCUGAAGAUCUAUGCGAGAGAUAUAUCAGGAGAGCUCCCAAAGUACCUGUUCCAACUGACCGAGCUUGUUGACUUGAAUCUGGGUCAGAACGUGUUGAGCGGACCAAUACCUGGGGAAAUUAGCCGAUUCUCCAAGAUGCAGUACCUGAGCCUGGGCAUUAACAAUCUAUCAGGAAUCUUGCCACCUGAGCUCGGAAAUCUCACAAAACUGAUUUCCCUGAGUUUUAGUUCAAACAAGUUCACCGGCACUCUGCCAACGGAGCUUGGCAACCUGGCAUCCCUGGAGCAGCUGUACAUUGACAGCAGUGGCAUGAGUGGAGAGAUUCCACAAGAACUUGCAAAAUUGAAGUCUCUUAAGAUACUUUGGGCAUCUGAUAACCGCUUUACUGGGAAAUUACCAGGAUUUUUUGGAACCCUCACGGAGCUCACAGACCUGCGAAUUCAAGGGACACUACUUGAGGGUCCAAUCCCGAGCAGCUUUUCUUCUCUAACAAAACUUGACAACUUGAGACUUGGUGAUUUUACUUCGGCAGACUCUUCUCUUGCUUUUCUGGAAAACUUAACCAGUUUGUCCAUUCUAUCUUUGAGAAACAGUCAAGUUGCUGGCCAACUUCUAGAAGCACUUGGAGACUUUCCUAAGCUGAAAUUCUUAGACUUGAGCUUCAACAAGUUGACAGGUCAGAUCCCGAGCUCAUUCCAGAACUUCAAGUCUUUGGGAUUUUUGUAUCUUGGAAACAACAGACUAACCGGGGAACUGCCUUCAAAUAUUUUAACUCCAAAGCUUGUGGCACUAGAUGUCUCAUUCAAUCCCAUCACAGGAAAUGUUCCGGUAAAUUAUGUCAAAGAAGGCUUAGCAAUGAACUUUGUGGGGACUUCCAUGAAUGCAAACAGUGUAUAUGAUAGGAAAAGUUUAGGUAUAUGGCAUUGCCUCCAAGAGGGUUCUUCAUGCACAAACAAGGAUCCAACCUACACUUCAUUCUCUGUGAAUUGUGGUGGCACAGAACAAACAUCUGCAUCCGGCAUUGAUUUCUAUGAUGACUCGGAAAUUUUGGGACCUUCAUCAUUGUACACCAGCUCCCAACAUCAAUGGGCAGUAAGCAACACAGGCUUUUACAUCUCCAACCCCAAUGGCCCUCAAUACAUAGCAAUGACAGAUUCUCAAAUCCUGGGGACUUUAGAGUCAGAACUAUAUAAAACAGCAAGGAUUUCACCAAGCUCAUUAAGGUACUAUGGCCUUGGUUUGAAGAAUGGAAAAUACAUUGUUGAACUCCACUUUGCAGAGAUAGUCAUGGAUGAUUCAGAGUCUUGGAAAGGUCUUGGGAGGCGCAUAUUCGAUGUCUACAUCCAGGGGGAGAAAGUACUGCAAGAUUUUAACAUCCAAGAUGAAGCCAAGGGCUCCAAAAGAGCUGUCAUAAAAACGUUCAUGGCAAAUGUGACAGACACAGCCAUGGAGAUCCACUUCUUUUGGGCUGGAAAAGGGACCUGCUGCAUUCCAUUUCAAUCAACUUUCGGGCCGCUAGUGUCAGCCAUACAUGUUUCUCUAGAGUCCUCUAGUGGUGGUUCGCCCUCGAAUAAUUAUAGAAGACGUACAGGAAAAGUUAUCGGUAUAGCUGUCGGAUGUGCAGGUGGACUAUUGAUACUCUCAUCCAUUUUCUAUAUAUGGUGGAAGAAGGAUGCACCUGGCCAUAUGCGAGUGCACACGGACUCACCAAGAAAAGGAUGAUGACCUGGCCACACAAGUAUUUGUAGCUAUCAUAUGCAUGCAUGCUUGUUAUGUGUGAUGUAAAUAAAUAAACAAGGUAAGAUACACAUGCAGAUCCAUGUUGAUAAGGAUUUUGUAUUGGAUAUUGUAAGACCUAAACAGCUGAUACAAAAAAUGUAAAGACCUAAGCUGAAAUCAGACGCAUAUUCAGGU